Exophiala bonariae is the source of this 384-nucleotide messenger RNA. RefSeq names its product 60S ribosomal protein L35 (gene RPL35). Gene Ontology annotation, cellular component: cytosolic large ribosomal subunit; ribosome. The coding region runs from base 1 to 384 and encodes 127 amino acids. The transcript has 3 exons. Gene Ontology annotation, molecular function: structural constituent of ribosome; mRNA binding. The record is from RefSeq and is a predicted model, not a curated record. Gene Ontology annotation, biological process: translation; maturation of LSU-rRNA from tricistronic rRNA transcript (SSU-rRNA, 5.8S rRNA, LSU-rRNA). Lineage: Eukaryota; Fungi; Ascomycota; Eurotiomycetes; Chaetothyriales; Herpotrichiellaceae.
AUGUCGUCCAACGCAAGAGUCAAGCCUGGCCAACUAUGGGGCAAGAGCAAAGACGACCUCAAGAAGCAACUCGAUGAACUCAAGACCGAGUUGGGCCAACUCCGUGUCCAAAAGAUCUCCGGCGGUGCCUCAUCGAAAUUGACGAGAAUACAUGACCUUCGCAAAUCCAUCGCACGAACCCUCACAGUCAUCAACGCCAACCAACGUCAUCAACUCCGCAUCUUCUACGCAAAGAAGAAGUAUCUCCCUCUCGAUCUCCGCGCAAAGCAGACCCGCGCCAUCCGUCGCCGAUUGAGCCCCAAGGAUGCCAGCAGAGUCACCGAGAAGCAGAAGAAGAAGAGCACACACUUCCCCGCGCGGAAGUAUGCCGUCAAGGUCGAAUAG